Messenger RNA from Musa acuminata subsp. malaccensis (wild Malaysian banana), 1553 nucleotides. Its product is annotated as ethylene-responsive transcription factor 1-like. Gene Ontology annotation, biological process: regulation of DNA-templated transcription; ethylene-activated signaling pathway. NCBI's taxonomy places the organism in Eukaryota, Viridiplantae, Streptophyta, Magnoliopsida, Zingiberales, Musaceae. The record is from RefSeq and is a predicted model, not a curated record. Gene Ontology annotation, molecular function: DNA-binding transcription factor activity; DNA binding.
GAAGAAGGUUUGGCUGCUACUGGUCUCCCUGUUGUUCUAAAAAAGGAGCUCCUUUUUUGGAGUGCGUCGUCGAAAAAGGGUAGAAGAGUCGAGGGGAGUGUGAGGAUCGAAGAUGUGCGGAGGAGCGAUCAUUUCCGACCUCAUUCCGGCAACGAGGUCGGCGCGGCGGGUCACCGCGGACUACCUGUGGCCGGAUCUGAAGAAGGGGGGAGCCAGUGGGGCGAAGAAGAAGAGGAGGAGCGGCAAUCGCCGGGCUGUGGAGGUGACCGAGGAUGAUUUCGAGGCCGACUUCCUGGAAUUCGACUACGAGUCCAUGGAUUCCGAAGUGGAGGACGAGGUGGAGGAUAAGCCGCUCGCUUUCGCCUCCAAAGCAGUCACUCUGAAAUCUGUAGAAUUCAAUGGACCUGCAGCUAGGUCUACUAAAAGGAAGAGAAAGAAUCAAUACAGGGGAAUCCGGCAGCGUCCUUGGGGAAAAUGGGCAGCUGAAAUUAGAGAUCCUCGUAAGGGGGUUCGCGUCUGGCUUGGAACUUUCAACACUGCUGAAGAAGCUGCAAGAGCCUAUGAUACAGAGGCCCGUCGUAUCCGUGGCAAGAAAGCCAAAGUGAACUUCCCUGAUGAGGCACCACCAAUUGUACAAAAGCGCCCCCUCAAAUCAAAUGUAGCCAAAGCACCUAAACUGAACCCAUCAGAGAAGCUUAACUUCAGCCAAUUUACAAAUUACCUGAAUGAACCAGAUCAAGAUUUCUACUCUGCUUUUGAUUUCAUCGAUGAUAAGGGACCCAUCAAGCAAUCCAUAAACACAUGUUCCUUCUCUGGGAUGAAACCAUCUCCACCUACUGAUGGACCUGCAAUUAACCUGUACUCUGACCAGGGAAGCAACUCUUUUGAUUGUUCUGAAUAUGGCAGGGAAGGCGAGGCUAAAACUCCUGAGAUCACAUCGAUUCUUACUCCAACCAUGACUGAAUCUGAAGAAUCAGCAUACUUUGAAGGUCCCCAGCCGAAGAAAUUGCGAAACAAUGCUGGAGAAAUGGUGCCUGCUGAGAACUCUGCUGCUAAUAUUUCCCAGGAACUAGCUGAUUUUGAAUCAUACUUGAAAUUUCUGCAAGUACCUUAUCAGGAGGGGGGCUCCGAUGAAUCUAUUGAGAGCCUUCUCGGUAAUGAUGUGACUCAGGAUAUGAACGGUGUGGAUCUCUGGAGCUUUGAUGACCUGUUUCCAAUCACAGGCAGUGAUUACUGAGGAACCACAUCUUCUCACAACUGGUUCUGUAAACGGGAUGCAAGCGAAUCAACGCUGACGACGAUACAGAGAACCAGUUAUGCUAUAUAUGAUCACUGGUCGGAACUUUGGUUAAUUCUAUUAUCCCCGGCGCUAAAUAUCUUAUGUUAUGUUGCCUCCUAAAUGUUCCUGUUAAACACUGAGACUUGGUUAUGCUUACUUGUCUGGUGGCUAUGUGGAAAAUGGAACAAAUACUGCUUUAUAUCUAUGUUUGUCAUUGUUGCUCUUGGAGAUGCUUGGACAUCCUUCUUUUGAAGUUAAACAGUACAUCCUUCAA